UGGUAUAUAAAGGAGUUGCCGUUCCUCACUCUUUCACUUGCUCAUGGCCUGAACGCGUGAUCAACCUAACAAUGUAAACAUGUCAACAAAAAUUUUGCGAUCGCUUAGUUCUCUAGCCUCAACAGCUGAAAACAGCAAGAAAUAUGAGGUGUGGAGAAGGGCCCAGGAGGCAGUUUCUGCAUUAAACACACUUCAGAGCAAUGCACAGACUCUGGAGAAAAUACGGCAGCAAGGGGGCAAAAAGGCCGAACUCAACAUCCCCAAUGUGAUCAAGUUUGCCGAACGAGUUGGUAUCACAUUGGAUGAUGUGGAUAAACUCUCUGUCAUCCACGUAAGUGGAACAAAAGGAAAGGGAUCCACGUGUGCCUUUUGUGAGAGCAUACUGAGACACCAGGGUUAUAAAACAGGGUUCUUCAGUUCACCACAUCUGGUUGAAGUCCGAGAGCGUUUCAGAAUCAAUGGAAUUCCAAUCACCAGGGAGAAGUUUACAGAUUAUUUCUGGGAUGUGUUCCUGAAAUUGGAAAAAACAAAGGAAUCAUUUGAUGGAUCCAUGCCCACUUACUUCUCUUUUUUGACCGUGAUGUCCCUACAUGUGUUCUUGAAAGAGAAAGUAGAUGUGGCCAUCUUGGAGGUGGGGAUUGGAGGGCAGUAUGAUAGCACUAACUUAGUCAGGAAACCAGUCGCCUGCGGAGUUACGUCCCUUGGUCUUGAUCAUACUUCUAUACUGGGCGACACUGUGGAUAAAAUUGCCUGGCACAAAGCUGGAAUAUUCAAGCCAAAUGUACCAGCAGUCACCUCACCCCAGCCUGAUGUUGCCUUAAAUGUCAUCAAAGAGCGGGCCAAAGAAAUUGGGUGUCCAUUGAGUGUUGCCCCUCCUUUGUCCACUUUUGAGUCCAGUGGACAACCCCUCAGUCUUGGGAUAGCUGGACACAUGCAGAGACAAAACGCAGCAAUAGCCAUUGAAUUGUGUAAAUUGUGGAUAGCCAACAGAGCGAAGCGGCAGAAAUCCACAGAGGAUGAUGGAGACAGACAGACAACACAGUGGAAUACAGGGGACACGAGGCUUCCUUCAUCAGUGACUGAAGGACUAAAGCAGUGUAGAUGGGAUGGCAGGAACCAGAGAAUAAAGAAACCAGGAAUCACAUAUUAUCUGGAUGGUGCUCACACAUUAGAAAGUGUUCAGCAAUGUAUUGAGUGGUUCAAGUCUGCUUCAGCAGAGGAAUCAAAAACACUGAGUGGUAAAGUAAUCCAGGUCCUUGUAUUUAAUUCGACAGGAGAUAGAGAGGCCAGUGUACUUAUUGAACCUUUGGUGAAUUGUGGUUUUGAUGCAGCAGUAUUCUGUCCAAAUAUUACCUUCUCUUCUCUCAAUACUGUUGCACGCUCCACUAAAACAGAUGCCACAAAUUUCACUGUCACAAAGGAAAGUCAGCUGAACCGUGUGCUUGCCAACAUGCUGUUGUUUGAAAGACUGGCAGUGAAGAGACUACAGCAACAAAUGUACGAAAAAGAAACAACGCAGAGAGAAGAAAGAUGUGAUGUAAAAAGACCAAAAUUAGACACUGAAAACAUUGAAAACAAGGGAGAUAACUCCCAAACCGUCUGUGAUAUUGAAGACUGUGUUAUCACCAAGGAUUUUCCUUGUAUUUCCUCAGCAUUAAAUUGGGCAACUCAGGGAAAAGAACCAACUAUUUCAUCUCAGGCUCUCAUAGAAUUCCCCUCCAAAGUGAAGAAUGCAGAUCAUAUUCAGAUUUUAGUGACUGGAAGUCUGCAUUUGGUUGGGGGUGUUAUAGGGCUUAUUGGACCUGAAUAAAUAUCAGUUUUUUA
Messenger RNA from Saccostrea cuccullata (small rock oyster), 1824 nucleotides. RefSeq names its product folylpolyglutamate synthase, mitochondrial-like. Gene Ontology annotation, biological process: tetrahydrofolylpolyglutamate biosynthetic process. Gene Ontology annotation, molecular function: ATP binding; tetrahydrofolylpolyglutamate synthase activity. Gene Ontology annotation, cellular component: cytoplasm; cytosol; mitochondrion. Bases 80 to 1810 code for a protein of 576 amino acids. The record is from RefSeq and is a predicted model, not a curated record. The transcript has 14 exons. Lineage: Eukaryota; Metazoa; Mollusca; Bivalvia; Ostreida; Ostreidae.